ACACCUCACACGGCGCGUUGAGUCACGACAACGUGAUCCCUGUGAUGCAGUGGCGUUGCAGGGUUCUCUCACUCAUGUCCCGUACGCCGUCUCCACCACCACUUCGUCGUCCCCAUCGAGCUCAUCAACACUCCUCACGCUCCAUCCGAUACAAUGCCCCGGGUCGCCAGAGACGGUCGAGCUCAUCAGACGAAGACGCAGACUCCGCUGUCGACCCCAGCCUCUCGUCGUCAAUCCUCCGAACCCCACCCGCAGUCACAUACACCAGCGCAAACCUCGCCGGUCCCAGUCAAACGAAAGCGAAGACGCUGAGGCGGGACGCGAGUGGGUCGGUCGAUUGCUGGCGCGUCUUGACGAAAGUAUUCGGGCACACGUCGUACAAGGGCAAACAACAAGUUGUCGUCGAGGCCGCCGCGUGUGGCGCAGACGUCUUUGUCCUUGCGCCCACGGGCAUGGGCAAAAGCCUGUGUUUCCAGGUCCCUGCCAUCGCUGAGACGCAUGGCAUCACGCUAGUCGUCUCGCCGCUGCUGGCGUUGAUGAAGAACCAGGUCGCUGGUCUGCGCGAGAAAGACGUUACCGUGGCUGCACUCACGUCUGAAACCCCUGCGGAGGAGCGAAAAGAGAUCGUGGACGACCUCUUGUCCGGGAAUCCGCGAAAUCGACUGCUAUACAUCACGCCUGAGAAACUGAGCACGUCAGAGUUCAUAGGGAUCAUGGAUGACCUGUACGACAGCAAGCAGCUGAAGCGGUUGGUUGUCGACGAGGCGCAUUGCAUCUCGGAAUGGGGACACGACUUCCGCGCAGAUUAUCGGCGAGUCGGAAACUUUAGGAAACGUUACGAGGACAUUCCGAUCAUGGCGCUGACUGCCACCGCGACGGCCGACGUGCAGGAAGACAUCAUUCGAAGUCUCGGCAUGUCCGAAGAGCACCUCGUCAAAGUCGUGCACCCAUUCAACAGGGCCAAUCUAUUCUACGAAGUUCGAUACACCUCUGCGCCCCAUGGUCCAUCGCAAAUGUCCGACAUCCACGACUGCAUCUCCACGCUGUACCAACGACGUGGACAGGUCUCAAGCGGUAUCGUGUACUGUCGAACGCGGGCGGGGUGCGACGAGGUCUCUGGUUUUCUUAGAGGCAGGGGGAUCCAAGCCAGACCUUAUCACCGGGGCAUCAACUCCUCAACGCUUGAUAAGACGCUUUCUCAGUGGACACAGGGAGGCGUCGACGUGGUCUGCGCCACCAUCGCAUUCGGGCUCGGUAUCGACAAGGGCGACGUGCGGUACAUCAUACACUACGAUCUACCAAAAAGUCUGGAAGGGUUCUACCAGGAGACGGGGAGAGCCGGCCGGGAUGGCAGCCCUGCAAAGUGCAUCUUGUAUUACUCCAGGGAGGAUGUGGUCAAGGUGAAGCGUUGGGUGAAGAAUGGGAACGCAAACACGAAGUCGAGGGAGGCCCAUGAACGAGCCCUGAAGAGUUUGGCUUCGCUGAUCCAAUUUGCAGAGAGCACGACCGUCUGUCGGCAUAUCGCAUUGUGCCGGUACUUUGGUGAGACGAUCGAAGCCGCAGAGGUAGGCAAAUAUUGUAACCGGAUGUGUGACAUCUGUCGGUAUCCAGAUAAGACCCGGCAGCGGCAUAGCUCGCUGUCGAGUGAAGAGUAUGCCGCUAGCCAGGUCCCUGCUAAUGUCCGCUUCGAUGGCCACGAAGAUGGGCCUGCGAAGUGCCAAGAGAUAGCGUACCCGAAACAAGAUCCAGUGUGGAGCCGGCCUUUGGGGGGCAGGAAGCGCGCUUUCAGGGAUUCGGGCCCGGUUUCGAAGAAGGCUAGGAUAGACACGUCUUUGCCGAAAGUCCUCAUUACAAAGCCGCACAAAAGUGCUGAAGCGCUGAAUAAACCGUACAAGCCACCGUUCGCGCGGUCGAAGGAGAGCCAGAAAGAGAACCUGAGUCACGCGGAAACUCACGAAGACGGCGAGAAGACUGGCUCGAGAGAUGAGGCUUCGUCGGUUCACUGGGAGCAUGCGGCCGCGCCAGAACAGCAAUCCGACCGGGACGAAGCUUUUGCGGGCGGGAACUCGCGGGGAUGCGCUCCAGCCUGUGAUGGGGAGCUUCCAGAAUCGCUGAUCGACGUGGACGAAACCGUCUCAACCAAGGUCCCGGUUGCAACGCGUCGUGAGGCACUGCAAAGUCUGCGCCGGGCGUUGUAUUCGAUCCCAGAUGGCCGGUGGCCAUCUAUUCUCGAAGCUGCUGUUGCUGUUGCUGGACAUCAAGUCUUGGAUAGCACUGCACAGACGUUGGAGAUGUCUGCACUAGGGAUGUGCAGCACUCAAGAUGGGUACAGGAGACUGGUCGACCGCAGUGUGGCUGGUAUUACAGCUCUCCGCUCGGAGGAUGUCCUGGACGAUGAGGAUGCAGAGCUUGUUCUGGAAUGUCUGAGAGAUGUGUUUGCCGACUCGGCUUAGUUGUGACCGGGUUUGAACCAUGUUUUCUCGGUAGAUCUGGACUGAUCGAGGCCGACAUCGGAAAUCAGAGAUGAUAUACGCCACGUGACCGUGUUUCAUGCCCGGAAGCCCGCGUCGCCUGGCAGUAGAGGCUGAGAGAUGUGGGAAUCGCCGAUUGAUAGGACAGGAAUGUUUUUGUACUGCCGUCUAUCUUUAGGCAGCGGGAUGACCAACCUGGAAUGCCCCGCUGACGGAGCCUGGAUCGAUUCCCGGUCACACGGGUUCAUAAGCAUCGGAUAUGACCAAACUCGAGCUUGGCUCCAGCAAGAGUUCGUCGGGCGAAUCGCUGACUCCCUGGCCCAUGAGGUAUAUCUUUUGAAAUCUCCAUUGGCGACGGAUUUGUCCCCCCAUGUUUACUUCUUUUGCUGUCCUUGGUGCAGGGCUCUUAGGUGUUCCUAUCGUCAACGAGCUCCACGCUCGAGGCGUAUCAGUGCUCGUGAUCGCGCCUCCGGGCAAGUGCACCCCGGAGAAUAAACGCCGAAUCCGCGAGGGGAUCCCAAUUGAGGAGGCAGACUACAACGAUGUAGCGGCUGUCGCGCAGCUGCUGCGGGCACGAGCCGUACAGGUCGUGGUCUCUACUGUGUCGGCGGCGGAUGUAGCGCUGCAGAACAGGCUGGCGUCGGCAGCGAAAGAGGCGGGAGUCCAAUUGUUCGUUCCGUCGGAGUUCGGGCUGGUGACUGAGGACAUGCGGCAGAGUGGGGAACACAUUAGCACAAUAGAACACCUCAAAUCUUUAAUGUUGGCGUACGCUCGGUUUUACGUGAGGCCAGAUGCCUAUGACUGCGUUUCUUCCUGAAUGAUGAGCUCAGGCCGGUAUCUUCAUCGAGACGAUUCCUGCGUUGACUGGGCUCGCGGUGAACGGCAAAAUCAACCUCAUCACCGAAGGGGACAUGCCCUGCUCUUUCACAGCUUCGGAGGAUGUCGCAGGUGCGUACGCGUCAUCCCAUCAGCCCCGCCGUCGCAAGGAGACCCAACCGUACGCACAGGGUUCGUAGCGCACGUCCUGACCACUUUCCCACUCGCACUUCUCAUCAACCAGAC
Mycena citricolor is the source of this 3533-nucleotide messenger RNA. NCBI's taxonomy places the organism in Eukaryota, Fungi, Basidiomycota, Agaricomycetes, Agaricales, Mycenaceae. The record is from the annotation of a GenBank genome assembly.